Messenger RNA from Saprolegnia parasitica CBS 223.65, 2274 nucleotides. RefSeq lists its product as hypothetical. The coding region runs from base 19 to 2118 and encodes 699 amino acids. The record is from RefSeq and is a predicted model, not a curated record. The transcript is spliced from 10 exons. Gene Ontology annotation, biological process: proteolysis; peptide metabolic process. Gene Ontology annotation, molecular function: metalloendopeptidase activity. Gene Ontology annotation, cellular component: mitochondrion. Lineage: Eukaryota; Oomycota; Saprolegniomycetes; Saprolegniales; Saprolegniaceae.
UGCCACUCGAUCGCCAUCAUGCUGCGUACUGCGGUCGGUGGCGCGCGCCGCCUCUCGUGGCUCUCGCACCUCACGCCUGGAGGUCGCCGGUCAUCGAGAGGGCUCUUUGGCCUCCAAGGACUCGUGCAACCGAGCGACUUUGACCGGCUCGGCCGCGACGCCGUCGAGACGUGCCGCCGCCUCAAGGCCGACCUCACGUCGCGCCCGCCGAGCCUCCGCACGAUCCAAGACCUCGACGCGAUCUCCAACGCGGUGUGUGGGGUCAUUGACGCAGCCGAGCUCUGCCGCAACGUGCAUCCUGACGCCCGGUUCCGCGCCGCCGCGUCGGCGUCGUUCCAGCACCUCUCGUCGUUCAUCCAAGAGCUCAACGCGGACGUCGACAUGUACAACUGCCUUCGCGCCGUCACGGACAACCGCAGCCUCAUGGCCGGCUUUACAGAGGAGCAGCAGCGCGUGGGGAUGCUUUUGCGGGCCGAGUUUGAGCGCGAUGGCAUCCACCUCGACGACGCUGGGCGGUUCCGCGUCAUGGAGCUGCAAACGAGAUUACACGGUAUUCGUACACGCUGCGAUCCCUCCUACGACAUCGUGUUCCGUAGCUUGAGCAUGCAGUUCCAAGACAACAUUCACUCGGUGCACUCGUUCAUUGAGGUUCCGACCAAGGCGCUGCGGAUGCUGCCGACGGGGCUCCUUCGGCAGUGCCACGCCAGCGCCAACGGCAUGACGGCGAUCCCGACGACGGUGCCCAUGACCAACAGCAUUCUCAAGUGGAUUCCGGAUCCCAAUGUGCGCAAGCAAAUGUACAUUGCUGGCAACGCGUGCGCCAGCGUCAACCUGCAGGUUUUGGACGACCUGAUUGCGGCGCGCCAUGCACUCGCGACGCUGCUCGGUUUCCCAACGUACGCGCAUCUCGCGACGAGUGACAAGAUGGUCGGAUCGCCAUCCCGCGUCGACGCCUUCCUCCGCGACAUUGCGUCCAACCUCAUGAUCAAGGCGGCGUCUGAGCGCGCGCUGCUUGUCGACGCCAAGACGAAGGCCGAAGGGAAGGGCUUCUUUCCGGCGCCAUUGCCGCUCGAGAGCUGGGACACGCCGUACUACAUGGGCAUGCUCAAGGCGCAGGCGUUCGACCUCGACGCGCGCGUGAUUGCAUCGUACUUUCCGCUCGAGCGCUGCCUCGAGGGCCUCGGGCUCCUUUGCAGCGAGCUCUUUGGCGUCGACAUGACGCCGGAAGCAUCGUCGGCCCCCGAGAGCUGGCACAACGACGUGCGCAAGCUCCGACUGACCAAAGACGGCGUCGACCUCGGUGUCCUCUACCUGGACCUCUUCCCGCGACCGCACAAGUACCACCACGCCGCCCACUUUACCGUUCGGUGCGGCAAGCGCCUCGAGGACGGGUCGUACCAGACACCGAUCGUCGCGCUCGUCUGCAACUUUAGCCCACCAAGUGCCUCGACGCCGUCGCUCCUCACGCACGGCGAGGUCGAGACGCUCUUCCACGAGUUUGGCCACGCGCUGCACUCGCUCUUGAGUCGCACCGAGUUCCAGCACCUCAGCGGCACGCGCGGGCAGCUCGACUUUGUCGAGACGCCGAGCCACUUGUUCGAGUACUUUGCGUGGGACGAGCGCGUCGUGCAGACGUUUGCGAAGCACUACGAGACGCAUCGCCCGAUUCCAGCGUCGAUGCUGGCCAACCUCAAGGCGUCCAAGCACAUGUUUAGCGCGAUGGAGACGCAGACGCAAUGUCUCUACUCGCUUCUGGAUUUGACGCUGUUUCGGGACCAACCGCUGCCGUUCUCGCCGCCGACGACGACGCAGGCGCUGCAAGAGCUCCAGAACAAGGCAACGCUCGUGCCAUACGUCGACGGGACGCACUGGCACACGCGCUUUGGGCAUUUGGUCGGGUACGGCGCGGGCUACUACAGCUAUUUAUACGCCCGUGUCUUUGCGGCCGAGAUCUGGGGCGCGUGCUUUGCCGAGGAUCCAUGGCGACCCGCGUCCGGCCGGCUCGUGUACGAGGAGCUCUUUCGCCACGGCGGCGCCAAGGAGCCGCUUGCGAUGCUCACGUCGAUCGUGGGCAAGACGCCGACGAGCACGCGGUUUGUCGACGAGCUCGGCGUGUAGCCGAUGACGCCGCUCCGUCCGUGUCGACGCACUCAUUCGUUGGUCGUCAUCGGAGUUGGAUAACGCGAAACAAUAAAGAUUGGAGGGGACGCGCGAGAACACGACAGAUUGCGUGGCCUGCAAAUCGCCUGCGUCAUCACCGCAGCUUCAAGUGGC